This is a messenger RNA of Rhipicephalus microplus (southern cattle tick), 1640 nucleotides long. RefSeq lists its product as uncharacterized. The record is from RefSeq and is a predicted model, not a curated record. Gene Ontology annotation, biological process: negative regulation of DNA-templated transcription. Gene Ontology annotation, molecular function: DNA binding. NCBI's taxonomy places the organism in Eukaryota, Metazoa, Arthropoda, Arachnida, Ixodida, Ixodidae.
UUGUUUACGACGAGCGGCGAGGUACCUUUUGGCUGCAUGCUUUGGCGGUGACAGCUUCCAAGUUGACAACGCACCAUGUUCGUCUACGUGGAGUACACGCCUUCACUCAAGACUGGCGUUGUGGAAUACACGCGUAUUCACUGCUCUCCCAUGGAACCUUUCAAUCCAAAGGACGUGAAUGACUUCAGCCGCUCGAGGACUUAUUAUGUUCGGUCGUGCCACAAAGACAGGCUCUACGAAGCGAUCAAAGUCAUCCACAUUACGGAAACACUGGAGGAAAUGGCCAUCUUCAGGGCUACGAGGCCUCGGAGGCAAGCGGAUCCAGAAAGAAACGACAGUAAUAUGAGCACCGUUCCAGUGUCCAGAGACCAAGAGCACAUUCCAGAGCAGGAGAGGCAAGAGCAGAUUGAAGCUGCCCUGGUGGAGUACGGAGUGGGACCGCUACCCAGUGGCGCUCUCGCUGACAUGCAACGCAAACUGCAAGCACUGACGGAAGAGGUGGACCGACUGAGACGACAAGGCCGAUGCAGUUGCAUUCCGAUGGCACCCGUAGCACGCGACGUUGUACCCAGAAGCACUUACACUCAACUUCAAAGGAAGCACCAGUCGCUUAUGGAAAGGGUCAGGCAGCUGGAGCGAUGCGAAAGAGAACUUCAAAUACUCCAAAACCAUAACAAUCAGUCGGAAGGACACCCAGACCAUGCUGCUGGAAGCGAACGUUCAAGUAGCAGCUGCCCAGGAAGAGAUGGUGACCGAAGAACAAGUGCCAAAUGGCAUUACAGUGAAACAAGAAGAGGCCAAUCCUGAGCAUAGUGCCUCUGCUGAAAGUGAGCUCGAGUCUGUUGAUCUUAGCAGCAUGGGUGAGCAAGACAUGGAGCAUGAGCGCGUAGAAUAUCCUUGCAUGAAAGAUGACAUCGAAACUCCCGAGAUAGGAUCUGCCAGAGAGGAUGGAAAGAUCUAUGCAGGCGAGAAUGUCUGGGUCAAGAAGCGGGACUGGCAGCUACUGUUCAAUGCUCCUACAGACAUCAGGUUCUGCUCCAUCGCUGCUUCGCUCUUCUGGACGAACAAGGAGCUGUCGGAGCGUAGCGUCACCGGAACAGCUAACAGGUCACGCACACCUCAAGGCACGCGGGCCGAAGCGAGGCCGCCACUCACCCCCGAGAAGGUAGACUCCGUGAAAGAGCUCUUCAAAAUGUUCGUGGGCAAGGAUCCAUUUGCUGCACGGAGGCUCAGUGCCAUACGCAGACACUUGUGCAGCAAAAUAUGUGAAGUCCGCCGAGCCAACGUCAGACGCAGGAGGUCCUAAGAGCACUGGCAAAGCGUAGAGGCAUGAAAGUGCUGGUGGGAUCACUUUCCUCAAAGCCUUCUCGCAUCAUCCUGUGGAGCCGUUGCUUGUGAAUGUGUUCAAUCGGAUUUUUAGUGUACAGAAGCUAUGAUGGCCUUGCUGGAGAACGAUUUUAGAGAGUGCAUUGCAUCAACACCUUUUUACUUCAACUUUUCACUGGUAUACCUGUCCAGCCUUAAAAUAAGGAAAAUUGUAAUUGGCUAAAAGUAAUAAACAAAAAACUGUGUGAGGAUUAAAGGAGUGUAGUCACGCAGUUGUUCAUUACCUUUCAUUAAAAGAUAUAUGAUCGUCAUCA